Messenger RNA from Rhinolophus ferrumequinum (greater horseshoe bat), 1797 nucleotides. It is a transcript of the gene NUDT7, whose product is annotated as nudix hydrolase 7. Gene Ontology annotation, molecular function: magnesium ion binding; coenzyme A diphosphatase activity; acetyl-CoA hydrolase activity. Lineage: Eukaryota; Metazoa; Chordata; Mammalia; Chiroptera; Rhinolophidae. Gene Ontology annotation, biological process: coenzyme A catabolic process; nucleoside diphosphate metabolic process. Bases 1 to 1497 code for a protein of 498 amino acids. The record is from RefSeq and is a predicted model, not a curated record. The transcript has 7 exons.
AUGGCCAGCUAUAGGACAAGUGGGAAAUUCGAGUUCAAUAGCAAACGGACGCCUCCUUCUCAAAGGGCCUGUCGGUCUCUCUGCCCACCCAGGGAAUGCCAUCAUCCCCAUUCUGGCCUCUUGAAAUCCCACCUACCUCUCAAAACCUACCAGAGUGCCAGCUGCAGCUCAGUGAAUGGGACCAACAGCUGGCUCCACCAUACCUGCUGUGUGACCAUGGGCAAAGCACUCGACCACUCUGAGCCUCAGUUUGCUCAGUUUGCUCAAGAAGCGAAAAACUCUCUCCAGUGCCCCUUUCCCUUUGUUUUAACUUUCCACACAUAUGAGAGCAGUGGCUCUCUGAGCAUUAGAAUUCGCUUACAGCACAGAUCCCUGGGCUUCAUCCCGGAUUUCGGAUCCAGCAGCUCUGCGGUGGGACCCAAGAGUCUGUAUUUUAACAGCAUCCAGAUGGUGCUGAUGCUGCCGGUCCUGAACCACACUUGGAGAACAGCUGCUUUCCAGGUCCGCUCUGUUUCCAUUCUCUCUCUUGUCAGCAUCGGAAUUCCUCAUAUGCCUCUCAUUCUUGAGGCAGAGCCGGUCACCGGCCAGAAACUGCUUGGUGCCACCCAGAAGGCCUGGCCCGAAGCUCCGACAGUCCCACUCUCACGUCUGGUCCCGCCCAGAUCUUCCGCCUACGUCACCAGGCCCCGCCCCUUUCCCGCCCCAGCCCCAGUGCCGAUCUGCGCAUGCCUCUCCAGCCGAGCGCCUCCGAGUCUACCCCUGGAAACAAACUUGACGCGAACCAUGUCGCGACCCUCUCCUCCGGAGCCAGCCAGAAACAGUUUGAUAGAUGAUGCUAAAGCCCGCUUAAAAAAGUAUGAUGUUGGGAUCAAAUAUUCUCACUUGUCGUCUAAUAAAUAUUCCGUCCUUUUACCGUUGUUGGCUAAAGAAGGAAAACUUCAUCUGUUGUUCACCCUUCGGUCAGAGAAGCUAAGACGGUCCCCUGGUGAGGUAUGCUUCCCUGGAGGAAAGUGCGAGCCUACAGAUGUGGAUGAUGUGGCCACAGCUCUCCGGGAAGCCCAGGAGGAAGUGGGGCUGUGUCCUCAUCAGGUGGAGGUCGUCUGCUGCCUGGUGCCGUAUCUGCUUGAUACAGAUACAUUGAUAACACCAGUUGUAGGGUUUAUAGACCCCCACUUCCAGGCCCAGCCUAAUCCUGAUGAAGUUAAGAAGGUGUUCCUGGUGCCUCUGGAAUAUUUCUUGCAUCCACAUGACUACCACCAGAAUCACCUGACACAAUCUGGUCGUCAUUUUAUUAUUCAUUGCUUUGAGUACACAAACCCUGAAGAUGGUGUGACUUACCAUAUCAGAGGAAUAACUGCAAAAUUUGCUGUGUUCGUUGCCUUAAUUAUUUUGGAAAGAAAACCCACCUUUGAGGUUGAUUUUAAUCUCAACGAUCUAAUGUCAUCCUCUGAAGAGAUCUUCCUGAAGCUUCAUAAACAUGCAACAAGCAAGUUAUGAUUUAUGAAACCAACAAGCAAAUAACUAAGCAGCUUUUUUGUGUGGUUAUCCACAGAACAACAAUAAUGCCAGCUGGUGGAUUUUGACAGGCACGAAUAUUUUUCCUGCAAUCUGAAGGUAAACACCUUGCCUUAUUUCCACUUACUCUCUAUUAUCUGAAAGAGCAAGUCUUUCAAAAGUGGAAAAUGUGUUUUUAAUAUUGCAUAAUUUCACCCCUCAAUAUAUUAACACUAUUUUGUCUUACACAUGCAAGAAAAAAUAUCUGGCACAUAGGUACUUAAUAAAUAUUUGUUGAACAUA